This is a messenger RNA of Aspergillus fischeri NRRL 181, 825 nucleotides long. RefSeq names its product exosome non-catalytic core subunit RRP40. The record is from RefSeq and is a predicted model, not a curated record. Bases 1 to 825 code for a protein of 274 amino acids. Gene Ontology annotation, molecular function: RNA binding. NCBI's taxonomy places the organism in Eukaryota, Fungi, Ascomycota, Eurotiomycetes, Eurotiales, Aspergillaceae. Gene Ontology annotation, biological process: nuclear polyadenylation-dependent rRNA catabolic process; exonucleolytic trimming to generate mature 3'-end of 5.8S rRNA from tricistronic rRNA transcript (SSU-rRNA, 5.8S rRNA, LSU-rRNA); U4 snRNA 3'-end processing. The transcript has a single exon. Gene Ontology annotation, cellular component: cytoplasmic exosome (RNase complex); nuclear exosome (RNase complex).
AUGCCGUCGCCUGUUAUCUUGCUCCCAGGUGAUCAUGUGCCGUCAGAUCAACUGCCCUCAAACAAAUCUGCUCCGCUGAGACUAGGACCUGGCCUUCGACUGCUUUCUCCAGCAAUUCCCUCUCCGUCAUCUGGUCAUGUUAUUGCUUCUACACAGGCCGGUCUCCUCUCUACGGAUCACAAGAAAAAUGCUGUUUCCGUCUUGUCAUUUCCUAAUCGCCGCUACAUCCCAACGCCGAACGAUUUGGUGAUCGCACAAGUUCACCAUUCCAGUGCGGAAUACUUCUACUGCAUGAUUACGCCUCAAUCACCUCACGCGCUGCUCGGCCAGCUUGCUUUCGAGGGUGCGACAAAGAAGACGAGGCCAAUGUUAAGGCAAGGCGAUUUGGUCUAUGCUCGAGUUCUAUCCAUCGGUCUCGGUGCUGGUGCAGAAGUUGAGCUUACCUGCGUAAACCCAGCAACCGGCAAGGCUGAACCUGGAGGAUUGGGCCCAUUGAACGGAGGAAUGGUGUUUGACGUCUCUACUGGCAUGGCUGCGAGAUUAAUGAGAGCUAGCUCGUCGACCUCCGAGCAAGAGGAUGGUGUGGAUGGACUAGUGGUCUUGGAGGAACUUGGGAAGAAGUUGGAAAAAGUCGGAGGCUUCGAGAUCGCCGUGGGAAGAAACGGAAAGGUCUGGGUUGACUGCUCAAAUGGAGGCGAUGCUGCUGUUAAAGCGACAGUGGCAAUAGGACGCUGUCUCACCACGAUUGACGAGCAUGAUCUGAAUCAAACGGAUCAGAGGAAACUUGUGACGCGGAUUCUACGAGAAAUGAAGGUUGAGUCUUGA